This is a messenger RNA of Paramecium pentaurelia, 540 nucleotides long. Lineage: Eukaryota; Ciliophora; Oligohymenophorea; Peniculida; Parameciidae. The record is from the annotation of a GenBank genome assembly.
AUGUUUUAAGUUUUAAGAAGUGUGUUUGAAGGAAGAAAUCAAUUUGAAAAUUAUUGGUGUCAUCUUUGUAAAAUGGAGAUAAUUUAGAGAACUUAUCAAUAAGAAGAAUAUUAAUAAGAGUAUUGCAUAUUAUGCGAUAGUCCAUUAGAAUAAAUGGCAUAAGGUAUUAAUGAUACAGAAUUACGAUCUUUUGAGAUAUAUGUAUCUCCAGAAGUUUAAUAAUCAAGGUCUAUAUCUAGUUGGACAUAGAAUCUUAAUGAAAUUUCAGAUUUUCUAAAUAUUCUAGCACAUUUUACUGAGAAUUUAAUUUUCUUAGAAGAACAAUAAUAAGGAGCUACAGAAUCAUAAAUAAAUAGUUUAAGGGAACAUGUAGCAAACAUAGAAGAUUAAUAAUAAACUUGUUAUAUAUGUUAAGAAGACUUUAAGUAAGAUGAGACUGAAUUAGAAAUGAGUUGUUCUCAUAAUUUUCAUAAAGAUUGUUUAACAUAAUGGUUAAAGAUAAACAAUUCUUGUCCAGUAUGUAGAACAAAAAUAAAUUGA